Molecule: messenger RNA, 1679 nt
Organism: Durio zibethinus
Lineage: Eukaryota; Viridiplantae; Streptophyta; Magnoliopsida; Malvales; Malvaceae
Product: putative prolyl 4-hydroxylase 7
Biological process (GO): peptidyl-proline hydroxylation to 4-hydroxy-L-proline
Cellular component (GO): endoplasmic reticulum
Molecular function (GO): procollagen-proline 4-dioxygenase activity; iron ion binding; L-ascorbic acid binding
Source: RefSeq, a predicted model, not a curated record
AUUCCCUCUUAAAUAAAAAAUUAAAAUUAAAACAAAAACAAGGCAAAGUCUUCAAAAUUUCUGUCCUCUCUGUAAUUCUAUUUACGAUUGGAGCCGAACGUAGAAUUUUUUUUCUCAUGGAUUCCCGGCAUUUUCUCGGAUUUUUUGUUCUUAUUUUCCUUCAUUUCUGUUUGGCUUCGGCUGAGAUUAAUGGAUUGGUGCUUAAAAUGAAAAGAGAAACUUCUUCUGUUCUAUUCGAUCCGACUCGUGUUACUCAACUCUCAUGGAACCCUAGGGCUUUUAUUUACAAAGGCUUUUUAUCGAGUGAGGAAUGUGAUCACCUUAUUACUCUGGCAAAGGAUAAGUUAGAGAAGUCAAUGGUGGCAGAUGAUGAAUCAGGUCAAAGCAUUGAAAGUAAAGUUCGAACCAGCUCUGGCAUGUUUCUUCAGAAAGCUCAGGAUGAAGUAGUUGCUGAUAUUGAAGCCAGGAUUGCUGCAUGGACCUUCCUUCCAGUAGAGAACGGGGAGUCCGUGCAAAUACUACAUUAUGAGCAUGGUCAGAAGUAUGAGCCACAUUUCGAUUAUUUUCAUGGCAAGUCGAAGUGGGGGCGGAGUGGUCACCAUAUUUGCCACUGUACUGAUGUUGAAAGUGGUGGGGAAACUGUGUUUCCAAAUUCAGAGGGAAAGCUUGCUCAGCCCAAGGACGAAAGCUGGUCAGAUUGUGCCAAAAAUGGAUAUGCAGUGAAACCCAGAAAAGGCGAUGCAUUACUGUUCUUCAGUCUUCAUCCUGAUGCAAACAGUUUACAUGGAAGUUGCCUGGGGAUAAAGGGUGAGAAAUGGUCUGCAACAAAGUGGAUCCAUGUCAGGUCCUUUGAUACACUGCAGAGGCACUCCGCGAAUGGGGAUUGUAUCGAUGAGAAUGAUAACUGCCCUAUCUGGGCUAAGGCCGGUGAGUGUGAAAAGAACCCUACUUACAUGGUGGGUUCUGAGGAGUCUUAUGGAUACUGUAGGAAGAGUUGCAAGGUAUGCUCCUCCUAGAAAUUCUUUCUGGGGCUGUUUCUGGAUUCUUUGAAUAGUGAUGGUUAACCAUUUAAUGGUUGUAUAUACUGAUAUUUGAGUUGUGCUCAAUCCACACGCUUUUUGUAGGACUUAACUAUUUAUAUUGUGAAAUGUCAUAUAUUAAAGAUGUUUACUAUCAUUUCCGUUUCGUUUUUCCUUUCUGAAAAUUGGUUUCUAGCUUGAUUAUCAUCUGAAACAUAUCAUUUGAAAUGAAUCACGUUCGGAUUGGGAACACAUUAAACAGAAUGAUUGAACUGUUAGUUAGAUUAAUUCCUUUUCUCUGGUGAGCAUGCAAAUGGUGCCAUUUGGAGGCUAUACUUUGGAGCCAAGUGACUCAGAAGUGCAACAUAACCAAGUAAACUGAUUUUUCAUCAGUUUACUCAGAUUUUCUGAAGCUCUAUGAAGUACUUACCAAGUAAAUUGGUGCUUUAUAAAACUUAAAUACAUAAAUAUGGGUAAUGAAGUUUCACAUCUUGCCAACAAUAUGAAAUCUUAGGCAAUAUGAUACCAAAUUCACCAAUUUCUCAGUUUAAUAUGCUUCAUGUAAUUCAAGCCAUUUGUUACAUUUACUAGUCUUAAGAUUAUGGUAGCUUUAACCGCACGGUAUAUCCCAAAGGCCCAAAAAAUAUUUUCAGUAAUCUC